AUGGCUGACGAUGCCCCUCCGGCUGAGGUGCCGGCUGAGCAACCAGUUGCCGAACCCGAACCCGAAGCUGCCACAGCCGAGGUACCGGAAUCCGCCGCUGCCCAAAUGGCCGCUGCUGCCGAUCAAGCCGAGGUGGAGGCUGCCCAAGAUGGCGUACCCGCCGCCGAGACCAUUCCUAACAAGGAUGACGAUCAGUUUUACCAGCCCCCACCUGACCAUGUGUCCGGUGAGGUUGAUGAUCUGGCCAAGCUCACAAAUCUCAACCAGAACACCCUGCUGCAAGACCUCAAGAUCCGUUACGAAAACGGCAAGAUCUACACCUUUGUCUCAGACAUUCUCAUUGCCGUCAAUCCCUUCCAGAUGUAUCCCAUCUACGGCCCGGAGAACAUGAAAAAAUACUACAAGCAGCCGCGCCACAAGGUUGCCCCCCACGUGUACACCAUCGCCGAUGCGUGCUACCACAACCUCUUUGAGAUGCAACGCAACCAGUGCGUUGUCAUUAGCGGUGAAUCGGGCGCGGGUAAGACCGAGUCGGCCAAGUUUGUCGUCAACUACAUCAUCGAGCUCUGCCGCCCCAAGACCAACAAGGACAAGCAGGUGGGCAUGACCGCUGUCACCAAUCUUGAGGAGCAGAUUCUUCAAAUCAACCCACUCUUGGAGGCCUUUGGUAACGCCCAGACCGUCAUGAACGACAACAGUUCCCGCUUUGGCAAGUAUACCCAGCUCUACUUUGACAAGGAAGGCCGGGCCAUGGGUGUCCAAAUCUCCGAGUACCUCUUGGAAAAGUCACGUGUCGUUGAGCAGGCGGAACACGAGCGCAACUUUCACGUCUUUUACUACCUCUUCGCCGAUGAGGCCGAGCGCGAACGCCUCAAACUGACCGAGCCCAAGGAUUUUCACAACUUGGGGGGUGAUGUUUGGGAGGACAAUGCCGACAUGAUGGACGAGCUCGCCGAUGCUCUCGAUGACGUCGGCUUUACCGAUGAGGAGCGCAAUGACAUCAAGAGCAUCCUUGCUGCCGUCAUGCACAUUUGCAACAUUGACUUCAAUGCCGAGGGCGAACAGGCUGACGUCAAGGACUCCACUCCCCUCAAGACGGCCGCUGAGCUGCUCCAAGUCGAGCCCGCCAACCUCGAGGAGGUUUUGCUUGGCCUCAACACAGUGACUCGCGGCGAGCACAUUCGUCGCCUCUACAAGGCUGACCAGGCCUAUGAUUGCCGUGACGCCCUGGCCAAGGCCCUGUACGGCAGCAUGUUUGGCUACAUUGUCCAACGCAUCAAUGAGAUGCUUUCACCCCAGCUGCAGCAGCUCAAGCGCGCCAAGGGCCGUCCCGGUGCUGCCCAGCGGGAGGCCCCGACUUAUGAGAUUGGUGUGCUCGACAUUUUCGGCUUUGAAAACUUCACCACCAACAGCUUUGAACAAAUGUGCAUCAACGUCAGCCACGAGCAACUGCAAUUCUUCUUCAACCAGCACACCUUCCGUCUUGAGCUCGAGGAAUACGAGGCCGAGGGCAUUGACGGCGCCUCUAUCAGCUUUCGGGACAACAAGCCCCUCUUGGACAUGUUCUUGGACAAGCCCAUUGGCGUCUUUUCCCUCUUGGAUGAGGAAUGCUCUUUCCCUCAGGCUACGGACGAGUCGUUUGUGGCCAAGUUGGGCCAGCACUUUGGUAGCCAUCCCAGCUUUGUGCCCGCCAAGGUUUCGCGUGGCCACCCCACGUUCACCAUCAAGCACUUUGCUGCCGACGUGGAGUACAGCGGCGUCAACAUGAUUGAGAAGAACCGGGACAACCUGGCAGCCGACAUUGUUAACGUGAUGCAGGGCUCCCUGGUCGACAUUGUUGGUGACGUGUUCAAUGGCGACAUCCUUCCCACGGGCCAGAUCCGUGCCGUCAAGCGCACGCCCGAGGAGGUGCGCAUGCAUCGUGGCAAGCAGGUGCAGCCCGUUGACAAGGGUACCUCAACGGCCAACCGCAAGACGCCGUCCCUCUCGUCGCAGUUUAAAAAUUCACUCUCCACUCUGGUGGAUCGCAUGAACACGUGCUAUCCUCACUUCAUCCGCUGCAUCAAGCCCAACCUUGACCAGAAGCCCAACCGCUUCCUCGAUGAAUUUGUCCUCACCCAACUGGGCUACACAGGUGUCCUCGAGGCUACCCGCAUUCGUCAGGAGGGCUACUCGUGGCGUCCGGUCUUUGCCGAGUUUGUACGUCGGUACAAAAUUCUGGGUUUCCCUGCUCAAAAGCUCAACAUGAUCAAGGAGAGCGAGGCCUCUGCUGUCAAGAUCAUUCAGACGGUGGGCCUGAAGAACUGGAAGGUCGGCAAGACCAAACUCUUCCUCAAGUUUUACCAUCUCGACGAACUGGAGCGUCUCAUGGAGAAGUACUACAAGGACGUUGUGCGCGUGCAAUGUGCCGCCCGUGCUCUUUUUGCACGUCGUCGCUACAAUGUGCUCCUCGAGCGUGCUCGCAUGAGCGCUGCUGAGCGCGCCGAGGCCGAGCGUAUCGAGGCCGAAGAGCGCGCCCGUCGCUUCGAAGAAACCAAGAUUGCCCGUGAGGCUGCUGAGAUGGAGGCUCGUCGCCUCGAGGAGGAGCGUCGCAAGAAAGAGCUCGAGCUGGAGGAGCUCAAAUUCCGGGAGCAGCAGGAGGCCGAAACGGCCCGUCGCCUCGCAGAGGAAGAGCAACGCAAGGCCGAGCAAGCUUCCCUGGAGCGUGAACUGUACGUAUCUGCAGUCGUUAAAACUGGCGUGAAGAUGACAGAUAAAUGGGAAUCAAACUAUGUGGCUGCUGGUCUCGUGUGUGUGUGUGUGUGUGUGUGUGUGUGUGUGUGUGUGUGUGUGUGUGUGUGUGUGUGUGUGGCUCGUCAAGAGGCCGAGGAGGCGCGUCGUCUGGCUGAAGAGCGCCAAAAGGAGCUCGAGAGCAUUUCGCAAGCUGCUGAGGAGGCGCGUCGCUUGGCUGAGGAGGCCGAGAAGGAGGUCAAACGCCAGGCCUUUGAGCGCACCAAGUCGCGCAAAAUGCGCCAACUCGAGGCGGCCGAAAAGGAGCGCAUGGCUCGCGAGGAGAUGGAGGAGCACAAACGCCUGGCCGAGGAGGCGCGAGUGUCUGCGGAGACGGCUGCUGCGGAGGCGCGCCGCUUGGCCGAUGAGCGCGAGGCCAACUUGCUGAAGCAACAAGAAGAGAAGGAGGCUCAAUAUCAGGAGCUCCUGCGCAAGAUGGAGGAGGAUGCCAAGGCGGCUCAGUUGCGGGCCGAGGAACAAAUGCGCUUGGCCGAGGAGGCGCGCAAGGCACGUGAAGCAGCCGAGGCUGCAGCGCGUAAGGCAGAGGAGGAGCGCAAGGCGGAAGAGGAACGCCUUGAGGCUGAGCGCCGCGCGGAGGAGCAGGCACGCUACGAUGCCGACUAUCGACGCCCCGACUUUGACUUGCAGGCUCGCGUCAAACAGCUGCUGGCAGAGAAGCCCGUGGUGCUCAACUGCACCGAGGUACAAGUCGGCAGCCGCACAGCCAAGGGUUGGUUGCACAAGAUGGGCCAAUUUCGCCGCAGCUGGAAGCACCGCUGGUUCGUUGUGGAUCUCGAUGAUAUGUUGCUCAAAUAUUACUCGAGUGACCGCGCGAGCAAGGAAAAGGCCUAUAUCCCCAUUGCUGAGGUCGAGCGUGCCUUUGUACCUCGUCUUUCGGCCGGCACCAUCCGCUCGAAGCCAUCAAACUCAAAGCAUCAACAGUACCUUCUCAUGAUUGAGACGGUAUCGCGCGGCUACUAUUUGGAAGCACCCUCAAAGGAGGCUCAGGAGCUGUGGCUGACCAUCCUGAAUGUAAUUUGCAACCCAAUUGUCAAGUCGACUGACGCCUAAGCCGCUAGCGGCCGGCAUGAGACAUGUGGUGUUGUGGCUGCCCCUGGGCGAGUCGUUGUGCAGCCUUUCUUGUCUGUGACUAGCUGUCAUUUUAUGUCCCGUACCUUGACUUGCACCCUUGUCGCAGAACCUUUUGUGCGCUCCCACUUUUUUUUC
Monosiga brevicollis MX1 is the source of this 3996-nucleotide messenger RNA. RefSeq lists its product as uncharacterized. The transcript has 4 exons. Gene Ontology annotation, cellular component: myosin complex. Lineage: Eukaryota; Choanoflagellata; Craspedida; Salpingoecidae. The record is from RefSeq and is a predicted model, not a curated record. The coding region runs from base 1 to 3840 and encodes 1279 amino acids. Gene Ontology annotation, molecular function: protein binding; ATP binding; cytoskeletal motor activity.